AUGAAUAGUUCAAAAGUUAGCGUCGGGGCUGGAAAGCUUUCUCACCACCUGCAGAAUGCGCAAAACCGCCUCCUUCUAAAAGGCGGUACUGUGGUGAACGAUGAUAGAAUGUUUCCUGCUGACGUUUAUAUUGAAGAUGGCAUUAUCAGCCAUGUUGUAGGUGGCAUUGACACUCAUACCCACAUGGAAAUGCCCUUCAUGGGCUCAUUCUCGGCUGAUGACUUUUAUUCUGGCACCAGAGCUGCAUUAGCAGGCGGUACAACAAUGAUAAUUGACUUCGUCUGUCCCAAGCGUGGUUCAUCUAUUUUACAAUCGUACGAGCAAUACAGACAAACUGCGGACUCAAAGGUUUGCUGCGAUUAUGCGCUCCACGUAAUUGUGCCGCAUUUUGACGAAAAAGUGGUCGAGGAAAUGAAGGUUUUAACCAACGAAAAGGGUGUCAAUUCUUUCAAGUGCUUCCUUGCGUACCCCGACGUGUUUAUGCUCGAAGAUGAUCAGCUCUAUGAUUUUUUCGUACACUGUCGUGAACUUGGAGCGAUUGCUCAGGUCCAUGCAGAGAACGGCAAAUUGAUUGCUCGUAAGCAGGAAGAACUGGUCAAGAAAGGCAUCCUGGGACCAGAAGGCCAUGCAUUUUCACGUCCCGAACAGUGUGAAGUGGAGGCCACUGGACGAGCAAUUACUUUAGCUGAUGCGGCUAAUUGUCCUCUUUACGUUGUUCAUGUUAUGAGUUCUGCUGCUGCGCAGAAGAUUUCCGACGCAAGACAAGAUGGAAUUUUGGUUGUUGGUGAAGCGAUUGCUGCAGGUCUGGCUACUGACGGAAGUCAUUAUUUAAAUAAAUGCUGGCGUCAUGCUGCUGGAUACGUGAUGAGCCCACCCUUACGUGAAAAAGGGACUCAGACAUUGCUCAUGAAAGCUCUUGCCAACGGCCAUUUGGAGUGUACUGGAACUGACCACUGCGUUUUCAAAGCAGAUCAAAAGGCUCUUGGCAAGGAUGACUUUCGCAAGAUACCCAAUGGGGUGAACGGCGUUGAGGACCGAAUGUCUGUUGUUUGGGAGAAGGGUGUGGUUUCAGGCAUCAUUGAUCCCUGCAAGUUCGUUGCCAUAACCAGCACAAACGCCGCCAAAAUAUUCAACAUUUACCCCCGUAAAGGUCGUAUUGAUGUUGGCUCUGAUGCCGACAUUGUAGUCUGGGACGCCGAAGCAACAAGAAUUAUCUCAGCCUCUACUCAUCACCAAAACGUCGAUUUUAACAUAUUCGAGGGCAUGGAAUGUCAUGGUAUACCCCAGGUAGUAAUAACGAACGGCCAUGUUGUGGUUGAUGAGGAUGGUGCCUUAAAAGUUAGUCAGGGGUCGGGACGUUUUGUUCCGACGCCAACGUUUUCGCCCUAUAUUUACUCUAAGGUGAAAGCUCGAGAUAAGCUCAGGCAAUAUGAACAAGUUAAACGCGAUCCAUAUACAGGACCGGUGGUUAACCUAGACACAGCGUUAAAAUCGAUAGAUCUUGGUAAAUCAGAGCAAACAGGCGAACCAACAGGCCACUUUCACUCGAGACCGCCUACCAAGUCGGGCAGCCGCAAUAUGCAAGAUUCCAGUUUUUCUUUAAAUGGUUCUCAAUAUGAUGACUCAGUGUCGACACGUGUUUCGACGCGCACAAUGCAGCCGCCAGGUGGGAAAUCUAGUUCCCUCUGCACAGCUCGCACAAUUCGCCCCGAUGCUGAUUUGCACAUAAACGGUUGCUCAACAGCACCCAAUGCAGGCUUAUUUGAUACGGCACCGACUGACGACGCAGAUCUGAAGCAUGUCAACUACCGUUAUAGACAAAUUGAGCAAAACAUUUCACUAUUCGAGGGUGUUCAAGUGAUUGAUGCCCAUGGCUGCUACAUCUUCCCUGGGGGUGUUGAUCCGGACUGCCGUCUCCUGAACCCUUCUGAUGAUAUCCCUGUUGCGGAUAAUUUUAGACGAGGCUCAUUGGCAUCCCUCUGUGGGGGCACCACAACGAUAGUUAACGAGGUUCCCGUCUGCCCUGGAAGCAGUAUAGUUGAGGCCUACAAUCGCCAGCGCACUGCUCUGGAUGCUGAGUGUUGUUGUGACUUCGCCCUUGCGCUUUCCGUUCCCCUUUUCUCGCCUGACGUUGCCAAUGAAAUGAUUUCGUUGGCUACGGCCAAGAAAGUUGUCUCCUUCUCAUUCCGAUUUCGUAGUGGAACUUCAUUUGCCUCAAUUACCGGUCUAGAUGAAGACUCCAUCAUUGACGCGAUGAAGCUUUGCUCAUCACUUGGGGUUCUACCUACUGUGCCAGCCUGUGGCGACCCGGCCAUUUUGGAUAGAAUUGCCAAAAAUGUUUUCUCGUCUGGUUUCGUUGGCCCAGAGAGUUCCUUUUUGGUCUCAUCCGAACGUUUUGAGGCGGAUACAGUGUCUCGAGUUGCCCUUUUGGCAGCUGAAAGUGGUUGUCCCGUUCUGUUUACUCGAGUCCACAGCUUGGCCUCACUGAAAGCCCUUGACGAACAGUGCAGCAACGGUGGAGUGGUCUUUGGUGAGACUAGUAUCGCGGCUAUUGGUUGUCCUUUUUCUGGAAACACAGUUUUGCACUCUGAUUGGGCGAAAGCUGCCAGCUGUGUUGCUGAUCCACCAAUUAGAUCCGAGUUGACAGUUGCGCGUAAGCUACUGAACCAUGUAGCCACCGGUAAGCUUUUGGCUGUUGGCUCAGCACAUCGAGCAAUCGCCACUGGUGUUCGCGCUGGAGUGGGUCUAAAAGACUUUCGUCGGAUUCCCGUGGGACAGGCAACUGCUGGAAGUCGUCUUAGUGUACUUUGGAAAUGCGGCGUUGAGAAAGAGGCCCUGCUGGACCCGUGCGCUUUUGUUGCAGCUGUAAGUACGAACCCAGCGCGGCUUUACAACAUUUACCCGCGUAAAGGCCGUAUUGCCGAAGGAAGUGACGCUGAUAUUGUCAUCUGGAAUCCUGCAUCGAAACUCAGUCAACCGGAGCUGGUUCCAGACGGUGUUGAGGACCCCUUCGAGGGACUCCACUUUGCCAACUGUCGACCUGAGGUUGUAAUUCUUAGGGGCCAGGUGGUUGUAAAAGAAGGGCGAUUGGUGGAAUCAUUGAAAAUUAAGGGACGGUUUAUCCAAAGUGAGGGAUUUGGAGACUUCGUCUUCGGUAGAACCAAGACAUUGAAUUCUGUUCUCACGGCUUCCAUUAAGCCUGUCUCUCGGGAACCAUAUUCUGGUCCGGUGGCCAAUCUGGACGCGUCGCGUCAAGAAACGCCACCACCAAAGGAAUCUCAGUUUUACCGCAAAGAGGAUUAUGACAAUGCACCAAGAGUGGCCCUACCUCCGGGGCAUCGGCUGAUUCAUACUUCGGUGAAAACCGCCCAACCUCCCGGUGGUCUGUCGAAUUCGUUUUGGUGGAAUAAUUGA
Molecule: messenger RNA, 3414 nt
Organism: Mesocestoides corti
Lineage: Eukaryota; Metazoa; Platyhelminthes; Cestoda; Cyclophyllidea; Mesocestoididae
Source: the annotation of a GenBank genome assembly